This is a messenger RNA of Mycetomoellerius zeteki, 1347 nucleotides long. RefSeq names its product prostaglandin reductase 1. Gene Ontology annotation, cellular component: cytoplasm. Gene Ontology annotation, molecular function: 2-alkenal reductase [NAD(P)H] activity; 15-oxoprostaglandin 13-reductase [NAD(P)+] activity. The record is from RefSeq and is a predicted model, not a curated record. The transcript is spliced from 4 exons. Gene Ontology annotation, biological process: prostaglandin metabolic process. Lineage: Eukaryota; Metazoa; Arthropoda; Insecta; Hymenoptera; Formicidae. The coding region runs from base 227 to 1237 and encodes 336 amino acids.
GUUAAUAGCGUCUCCCCGGAUGAAUUAAGUUUACCUGAACGCUCAGAUCAUUUAUGUACUUGCGAAUAUAAAGGUCGGAGCAGUGCGACGUGAGCUGUCGAGAACUCAUAGUCGCUUCAUCACGACUGCUAUUGCUCGUUCCCUUCGCGAUAACAGCGAAAUCACAUCGACAAGAUCGAACCCAAGGAAUACUUGAAUCAGAAAGUGUUCAACGCUAUCACGCAAAAUGGUGCAGGCGAGGAAAUACGUGCUGGUAAAUUAUUUCGUGGACCAGCCAAAGCCGACGGAUCUAAAAUUAAUGGAAGAGGAGUUGCCGCCGUUGCAAGAUGGAGAAUAUCUCGUUGAAGCUGAAUUCUUUUCUGUCGACCCAUAUAUGAGAAUUUACGUGCAAAAUUUGCCACUCGGGAUUACAAUGAUUGGCGGUCAGGUAGCCAAGAUUAUAGAAUCUAAGAACCCGGAUUUUCCGGUCGGCAAGAGGAUAGUCGGAUAUUUGGGCUGGAGAACUCAUACAAUUCUCAAUCCAAAUAUACACCAAUCGUUUUCCGAACAAAAACCGUACCUUUUACCAGACAUAGGUGACUUACCUUCGUCUCUUGGUCUUGGCAUGCUGGGAAUGCCUGGUAACACUGCGUAUUUCGGUUUGUUGGAGAUAUGUAAACCGAAAUCUGGCGAAACAAUCGUCAUCAGUGGAGCCGCAGGUGCGGUCGGCUCACACGUGGGCCAGAUCGCCAAAAUUCUGGGCUUAAAUGUUAUCGGUAUAUGCGGCUCCGACGAGAAAUGCAAGUGGCUUACUGAGGAAAUGGGUUUCGAUUUUGCCAUCAAUUACAAGACCAUGCCAGUCGCGGCCAAGUUACGCGAAGUUGCUCCGCAAGGCGUGGAUUGCUACUUCGAUAAUGUCGGUGGAGAUAUCGCUGGUACAGUCAUAUAUCAAAUGAAUCUGUUUGGUCGUGUAGCCCUAUGCGGCAGUAUCUCGAGCUACAAUGCGGACACCAAGUCCUUGCCUAAAUCUACAAUUCUGCAACCUGCUAUAUUGCUAAACCAACUGAAGAUGGAGGGCUUUAUUGCUAGACGUUGGUUGAAUCGAUGGAAUGAAGGAAUCAUGCAGAAUCUGCAAUGGAUACGCGAGGGCAAACUUCAUUACCGUGAGACCGUAACUAAAGGGUUCGAGAAUAUGUUUGAUGCCUUUAUCGGCAUGUUGCAUGGUGAUAACACCGGCAAAGCGAUCGUCCAAGUUUAGAUAUCAAUGCGCGCGUUCGACCGGACAAAACUGCUAGCCUGCUCAACGAGUAUUGAAUGUGAUUGGUUGGAUCUAUAAGUGGGAAAAAAAUGUUAAAUAUCUUAUAUGUA